UGGAUCUUUGUUUGACUUGGAAAAUGAUCUUCCUGAUGAGCUGAUCCCCAAUGGCGAAUUGGGCCUUUUAAACAACAGUGGCAACCUUGUUCCAGAUGCAGCUUCCAAACACAAACAACUUUCCGAACUUCUGAGGGGAGGCAGCGGCUCUUCCUUAAACCCAGGAAUUGGAAAUGUGAACUCCAGUAGCCCUGUCCAGCAGGGAGUUGGGGGUCAAGUUCAAGGGCAGCCAAACAGUGCUAAUCUUGGUAAUCUGGGUGCUAUGGGUAAGAGCCCUUUAAACCAGGGAGACACUUCUGCUUCGGGCCUGGCAAAGCAAGCGGCCAGCACCUCUGGACCUACCACACCUGCAUCACAAACUCUGAACUCUCAAGCACAAAAACAAGUGGGGAUGGUGACAAGCAGCCCUGCAACAUCACAGACUGGACCUGGGAUAUGUAUGAAUACUAAUUUCGGUCAGACACACCAGAGCCUUCUCAACAGUAAUUCUGGUCACAGUUUAAUGAACCAGCCUCAGCAAGGACAAGGGCAGAUGGCUGGUCACACUGGGCUGAACACAGCACAGACAGGAGCAAUGACUAAAAUGGGAAUGACAGGGAACACUAGUCCCUUUGGGCAGCCUUUCAGUCAAACUGGAGGGCAGCAGAUGGGAGCUACAGGAGUGAAUCCUCAGUUACCAAACAAGCCAGAUCCUGCUGACAUCAAGAGUACUCCUGUCACCAGUGUGCCAAAUAUGUCCCAGAUGCAAACCCAAGUACAGCAAGUGGGGAUCGUCCCGACGCAGGCGAUGGCGACUGGACCAACAGCAGACCCGGAGAAGCGCAAACUGAUCCAGCAGCAGCUGGUGCUGCUGCUCCACGCGCACAAGUGUCAGCGGCGGGAACAGGCCAACGGGGAGGUGCGGGCCUGCGCCCUGCCCCACUGCCGCACCAUGAAGAACGUCCUCAACCACAUGACACACUGCCAGGCUGGCAAGGCCUGUCAAGUUGCUCAUUGUGCAUCUUCGAGACAAAUCAUUUCCCACUGGAAGAAUUGUACUCGGCACGACUGUCCUGUGUGCCUUCCUUUGAAAAAUGCCAGUGACAAAAGAAAUCAACAACCCCUUUUAGGCUCUCCAGCUGGUGGAAUCCAAAAUUCCAUUGGUUCAGUGGGCACAGGCCAGCAGAAUACUCCAUCACUAAGUAAUACUAAUCCAAUUGAUCCCAGCUCCAUGCAACGAGCCUACGCUGCUCUUGGGCUGCCCUAUGGCAACCAGCCUCAGACCCAGCUGCAGCCCCAGGUCCAAGGCCAGCAGCCAGCACAGCCUCAGGCUCACCAGCAGAUGAGGACCAUUAAUGCAUUGGGAGCCAACCAGAUGAACCUUCCUGCAGGAGGAAUAACAACAGACCAGCAAACUCCUCUAAUUUCUGAAACUGCUCUUCCAACAUCCCUUGGGACAAAUAACCCACUAAUGAAUGAUGGCACAAAUUCUGGCAAUGUUGGAAACCUCAGCUCAAUGCCAACAGCUGCACCUCCUUCCAGUACCGGGGUAAGGAAAGCUUGGCAUGAACAUGUCACUCAGGACCUGCGCAAUCACCUCGUGCAUAAGCUUGUCCAAGCCAUCUUCCCCACUCCUGAUCCAGCAGCACUGAAGGAUCGUCGCAUGGAGAACUUGGUGGCUUAUGCCAGGAAAGUGGAAGGAGACAUGUAUGAAUCUGCCAACAGCAGGGAUGAAUACUAUCAUUUAUUAGCAGAGAAAAUCUAUAAGAUCCAAAAAGAGCUGGAAGAGAAAAGGAGGUCUCGUCUCCAUAAACAAGGGAUGUUGGGGAAUCAGGCAGCCUUACAGACCCCAGGACCUCAGCCCCCUGGGAUCCCCCAGGUGGCUGCUGCCAUGGGCCAGGCACAGCCCGUGAGGCCACCCAAUGGGCCUAUGUCCAUGCCAACUGUGCCUAUCAGUCGUAUGCAGGUGUCUCAAGGAAUGAAUCAGUUUAACCCCAUGUCCAUAGGGAAUGUACAGAUGCCACAAGCACCCAUGGGACCCCGUGCAGCUUCUCCAAUGAACCACCCAGUUCAAAUGAACAACAUGGGCACCGUUCCUGCGAUGGCAAUGUCUCCUUCCCGAAUGCCUCAGCCACAGAACAUGAUGGGAGCUCAUUCCAACAACAUGAUGGGUCAGGCUCCUACCCAGAACCAGUUCCUGCCCCAGAAUCAGUUUCCAGCAUCCACUGGGGCUAUGAAUGUGAACAAUGUGGGUAUGGGUCAGUCGACAGCCCAGGCCGGGGUGGCACAGCAGGGGCAGGUUCCCAGUGCUGCUCUUCCCAACUCCAUGAACAUGCUGGGACCGCAGAGCGGGCAGUUGCCGUGUCCGCCAGUGACACAACCUCCCCUGCACCAGAGCGCGCCUCCCGUCUCCAGCGCGGCAGGGAUGCCACCCAUCCAGCACCCAAACCCCACGGGUAUGACACCUCCUCAGCCAGCAGCACCCACUCAGCCAUCGACACCGGUCUCCUCGUCAGGACAAACACCAACACCCACCCCGGGCUCUGUUCCCAACGCCACCCAGACACAAAGCACCCCAACAGGGCAGACUGCGGCGCAGGCGCAGGUCACCCCGCAGCCUCAGACCCCAGUCCAGCCCCAGUCUGUGCCCACCCCACAGCCAACGCAGCAGCAGCCAACAUCUGUGCAGGCACAGCCACCUGGCACUCCACUAUCCCAGGCAGCAGCUAGUAUUGAUAACAGGGUCCCCACCCCUGCCUCAGUUGCUAGUGCUGAUACGAAUUCCCAGCAACUAGGACCAGAUGCACCAAUGCUAGAAAGCAAAUCAGAAGUUAAAACUGAAGAAACUGAGCCAGAGACUAGUGAGACACAAGUGGAAGCUAAGACUGAGGUGGAGGAGGAUUUGCAAGGAUCUUCACAAAUAAAAGAGGAAACGGAUGGAACAGAACUGAAACAGGAGCCGAUGGAAAUAGAGGAAAAGAAGCCUGAAAUAAAAGUAGAUGUUAAAGAGGAAGAGGAGAGUGGGACUAAUGGAACCACUUCACAAUCCACGUCGCCAUCUCAGCCCCGCAAAAAAAUUUUCAAGCCCGAGGAGCUGCGCCAGGCUCUCAUGCCCACCCUUGAAGCUUUGUACAGGCAGGACCCCGAGUCCUUGCCUUUCAGGCAGCCCGUGGAUCCCCAGCUCUUAGGGAUUCCGGACUAUUUCGACAUUGUGAAGAAUCCCAUGGAUCUCUCCACCAUUAAACGCAAAUUGGACACUGGGCAGUACCAGGAACCCUGGCAAUAUGUGGAUGAUGUUUGGCUGAUGUUUAACAAUGCCUGGCUUUACAAUCGCAAGACUUCCAGGGUCUACAAGUUUUGCACUAAACUGGCAGAGGUGUUUGAACAAGAGAUUGAUCCUGUGAUGCAAUCCCUUGGCUACUGUUGUGGGCGCAAGUAUGAGUUUUCUCCACAGACCUUGUGCUGCUAUGGCAAGCAGCUCUGUACUAUUCCUCGUGAUGCUGCCUACUACAGUUACCAGAAUAGGUAUCACUUCUGUGAGAAGUGUUUCACUGAAAUCCAGGGGGAGAAUGUCACCCUGGGUGAUGACCCUUCCCAGCCUCAAACAACCAUCUCUAAGGAUCAGUUUGAAAAGAAGAAGAAUGAUACACUAGAUCCAGAGCCGUUUGUUGACUGCAAAGAGUGUGGUCGGAAGAUGCACCAGAUUUGUGUAUUACAUUAUGAUAUUAUUUGGCCUUCAGGGUUUGUUUGUGACAAUUGUCUGAAGAAAACUGGUAGAACGCGCAAAGAAAACAAGUUCAGUGCUAAAAGGCUGCAGACCACACGUUUAGGAAACCAUUUGGAAGACAGAGUAAACAAAUUUUUACGGCGACAGAACCAUCCUGAAGCUGGAGAGGUCUUUGUCAGAGUAGUAGCAAGUUCAGAUAAGACAGUAGAAGUUAAACCAGGAAUGAAAUCCAGAUUUGUGGAUUCUGGUGAGAUGUCAGAAUCUUUCCCUUACCGUACCAAAGCUCUGUUUGCCUUUGAGGAGAUAGAUGGAGUAGAUGUGUGCUUCUUUGGGAUGCAUGUCCAGGAAUAUGGCUCAGAUUGCCCCCCUCCAAACACCAGGCGUGUGUACAUAUCCUACCUAGAUAGUAUCCACUUCUUCCGCCCCCGCUGUCUCCGAACUGCAGUUUAUCAUGAAAUCCUCAUUGGAUACCUGGAGUAUGUGAAGAAACUUGGGUAUGUGACAGGACACAUCUGGGCCUGCCCCCCAAGUGAAGGAGAUGAUUAUAUUUUUCAUUGCCAUCCACCUGAUCAGAAAAUACCCAAACCCAAACGUUUGCAAGAAUGGUAUAAGAAGAUGCUGGACAAAGCAUUUGCUGAGAGAAUCAUUCAUGACUACAAGGACAUCUUCAAACAAGCAACUGAGGACAGGCUGACGAGUGCCAAGGAGCUGCCUUACUUUGAAGGUGAUUUCUGGCCCAAUGUGCUGGAAGAAAGCAUCAAGGAGUUGGAGCAGGAGGAGGAGGAGAGGAAAAAGGAAGAAAGCACUGCAGCUAGUGAAACAACAGAGGGAAGCCAGGGAGACAGCAAAAAUGCCAAGAAAAAGAACAACAAAAAAACCAACAAGAAUAAGAGUAGCAUCAGCAGAGCUAACAAGAAGAAACCCAGCAUGCCAAAUGUGUCCAACGACCUGUCUCAGAAGCUCUAUGCCACCAUGGAGAAGCAUAAAGAGGUCUUUUUUGUGAUUCAUUUACACGCCGGGCCUGUCAUUAACACCCUGCAUCCCAUUGUGGACCCGGAUCCUUUGCUGAGCUGUGAUUUGAUGGAUGGGAGAGAUGCCUUCCUGACCUUGGCCAGAGACAAGCACUGGGAGUUCUCCUCACUGCGCCGCUCCAAGUGGUCCACGCUCUGCAUGUUGGUGGAGCUGCACACCCAAGGGCAGGACCGCUUUGUCUACACAUGCAAUGAGUGCAAACAUCAUGUGGAAACAAGGUGGCAUUGCACUGUCUGUGAGGACUACGACCUCUGCAUUAACUGCUACAACACUAAGAGCCACGACCACAAGAUGGUUAAGUGGGGCCUGGGUCUGGAUGACGAGAGCAACAGCCAAGGAGAGCAGCAGUCCAAGAGCCCCCAGGAGUCGCGACGACUGAGCAUCCAGCGCUGCAUCCAGUCCCUGGUCCACGCCUGCCAGUGCCGCAACGCAAACUGUUCCCUGCCAUCCUGCCAGAAGAUGAAACGGGUUGUCCAGCACACCAAGGGCUGCAAGCGCAAGACCAACGGUGGCUGUCCGGUCUGCAAGCAGCUCAUCGCCCUCUGCUGCUACCACGCCAAACACUGCCAAGAGAACAAAUGCCCCGUGCCAUUCUGUAUCAACAUCAAACACAAGCUCCGCCAGCAGCAGAUCCAGCACCGCCUGCAGCAGGCUCAGCUCAUGCGCAGAAGGAUGGCCACCAUGAACACCAGAAACGUGCCUCAGCAAAGUUUGCCUUCUCCUACCUCAGCAACGCCUGGUACCCCCACGCAGCAGCCAAGUACACCGCAAACGCCGCAGCCUCCUCCCCAGCCCCAGCCUUCCCCUGUAAGUAUGUCACCGGCUGGCUUUCCCACUGUGUCCAGAACUCAGCCCCCCACCACCGUGUCGACGGGAAAACCUGCCAACCCGGUUUCUGCGCCCCCGCCUCCGGCGCAGCCCCCGCCGGCCGCCGUGGAAGCGCCUGGGAUGCAGCAGCCGCAGACCGGCAUGCAACAGCCGGGCAUGCACGCCCAGGCAGGACUGCAGAACAUGAACGCCAUGCAAGCAGGAGUGCAGAGAGCCAGCGUUCCUCCCCAGCAGCAAGGGAUGGGAGCUAUGAAUCCCCAGGGGCAAGCGAUCAACAUCAUGAACCCCGGCCACAACCCCAGCAUGGCCAACAUGAGCCCGCAGUACCGAGAGAUCCUGAGGCGGCCACUGCUGCAGCACCGGCAGCAGCAGCAGCAGCAGGGAGGGGCUGGCAUGGCAGGAGGGAUGGCAGGACACAACCAGUUCCAGCAGCCUCAAGGACCCGGGGGUUACCCUCAAGCCAUGCAGCAGCAGCGGAUGCAGCAGCACAUCUCGAUACAGGGGGGGUCCAUGGGACAGAUGGCUCAGAUGGGACAGUUGAACCAGAUGGGCCAGCCCGGCAUGGGCGCGGACGGCGCUCCCAACAUCCAGCAAGCCCUGCAGCAGCGCAUCCUGCAGCAGCAGCAGAUGAAGCAGCAGAUAGGGUCCCCUGGGCAGCCCAACCCCAUGAGCCCACAGCAGCACAUGCUCUCAGGACAACCGCAGGCGUCUCAUCUCCCCGGCCAGCAGAUCACCACCUCCCUCAGCAACCAGGUGCGGUCCCCCGCACCUGUUCAGUCGCCCCGUCCCCAGUCCCAGCCGCCACAUUCCAGCCCGUCGCCCAGGAUACAACCCCAACCCUCGCCUCACCACGUCUCUCCCCAGACUGGUUCCCCUCACCCAGGACUCGCAGUCACUAUGGCUAGUUCCAUGGAUCAGGGACACUUGGGCAACCCAGAACAGAGUGCAAUGCUUCCACAACUAAACACCCCCAACAGGAGCGCAUUGUCUAACGAAUUGUCUCUGGUCGGUGACACCACCGGGGACACGUUAGAGAAAUUUGUGGAGGGUUUGUAG
Chaetura pelagica (chimney swift) is the source of this 6622-nucleotide messenger RNA. RefSeq names its product CREB binding protein (gene CREBBP). Gene Ontology annotation, molecular function: transcription coactivator activity; chromatin DNA binding; protein binding. The record is from RefSeq and is a predicted model, not a curated record. Gene Ontology annotation, cellular component: histone acetyltransferase complex; transcription regulator complex. Gene Ontology annotation, biological process: positive regulation of transcription by RNA polymerase II. Lineage: Eukaryota; Metazoa; Chordata; Aves; Apodiformes; Apodidae.